Messenger RNA from Melospiza melodia melodia, 12933 nucleotides. RefSeq names its product microtubule associated protein 4 (gene MAP4). The transcript is spliced from 24 exons. Gene Ontology annotation, biological process: neuron projection development; microtubule cytoskeleton organization. The record is from RefSeq and is a predicted model, not a curated record. Bases 163 to 8202 code for a protein of 2679 amino acids. Gene Ontology annotation, molecular function: microtubule binding. NCBI's taxonomy places the organism in Eukaryota, Metazoa, Chordata, Aves, Passeriformes, Passerellidae. Gene Ontology annotation, cellular component: neuron projection.
CGCGGCUCCGCUCCCCGCUCCUCCUCCCGCCGGGCCCGCAGGGGACAGCGACACUCGCCAGGCGCCUCCGUCCCGGCGCUGCCCCGCGCUCCCGCCGCUCGAUCAGCAGCUCCUGAGGACUGAAGAACCUGCCCAGGGAACCCCUGCUCUGAGUGCUCAGGCAUGGCUGACCUGGACCACUCCCUGAGCCUGGCCGACGCUCUGACGGAGCCGCCCCCGGACGUGGAGGAGGAGGUGAAGAGAGAUUUCAUCGCCACGCUGGAGGCUGAGAAGUUUGAUGAUGUGGUGGGGGAGACUGUGGACAAGACAGACUACGUGCCCCUGCUGGAUGACGAGGAGCAGGCCAGGCCUGGCUCCCAGGAGCCCAAAAGCAAAGGCCACGUGGACGGCAUUGCCGUGGAACAUUCCUCAGCCUCGGGGCCCACGGUGGUGGAGAACGGCGACCACGGGCUGCAGGACCAUCACACAGUAUUCCCAGGAGAAAUCAUGGAUGAGAAGAUGUCCUACAAAGAGUUCCUGGAUCGCAACGACACCUGGUCAGCAGAGGAGAGGGACCUGUGCUUCAAACCCAUGGACAUGGCUGACCCCUUCAGCAUGCACAGAGGGGAGAACCUGCCCGAGCUGUCCUUCCCCACGGACAUGAAGAGCGCGCCGCUGUUCCCGGGCCACGCUGACGAUGCCAGGGACAUCCUUGCUCCACAUGGAUCCAUGAUGGGACCUGAACAGCCUUUCCUGGGGUCCCUGUAUUCCCCUGCAGAGGCUCUGGACCCGUCAGCCUUCAUGGGCCUCGAGUCAGGCACAGAAUUCCUGCCAGGAAAAGCAGCCUCUGAAGAAUACUGGAUGGGAGCUCAGCAGGACAUGAAGGGACCAGAUACCUCUUACUUUGUUGAGCCACCAGUGCCCCCUGCAGCCGCAGAAGCCAUAAGGACGAGCCUGCCCGAGAGCCCCACGGCAGCAGCAGCCCCGGGGAGCCUCCCUGCUGCAGCCCCAGCCCUGCCAGCAGAGGCUGCAGCCCCCGAGGGACCCGAGGCUGCAGCUCCAGGUGCAGCCUCUGUUCCCACCACCGACGCCGUGUCCCAUCCUGCAGAGAAAGCUGGGGCUGGCCCUGCUGGAGACGCCAAACCUCCCCAGAGUCCUGCAGCAGCAGCAGGCAGCCCUCUCCAGGCCACAGAUGGGGCCUUUGCUCCUGCACCUGAAGCCAGCCCUGCCAGAGGUGUCAAUGACGUGUCCACCCCGGGGACAGAGCUCGGCUUCGCCCCGGCAGCUGGAUCCCACCAUGGGGUGGAUUUGGGGUUUGCUCCAGCAGCAGGUGUGGAGUCCCACCAAGCCACGGAUUUGGGAUUUGCCCCAGCAGCAGGUAUGGAGUCCCACCAGGCCAUGGAUUUUGGAUUUGCCCCAGCAGCAGAUGUGGAGUCCCAUCAGAACAUGGAUUUGGGGUUUGCUCCAGCAGCAGGUGUGGAAUCUCACCAGAACAUGGAAUUGGGAUUUGCUCCAGCAGCAGGUGUGGAAUCUCACCAGAACAUGGAAUUGGGAUUUUCCCCAGCAGCAGGUGUGGAAUCUCACCAGAAAAUGGAUUUGGGAUUUGCUCCAGCAGCAGAUGUGGAGUCCCACCAGACCAUGGAUUUGGGGUUUGCCCCGGCAGCAGACACAGAACCUCACCAUACCUUGGAUUUGGGAUUUGCUGCAGCAGCAGAUAACAAAGCUCAGCACGUUGUGGUCUCUGAGUUUGCCCCAGCAGCAGAAGUCAACCAUCACCAUGGCCUGGAUUCUGGGUUUGCUCCUGCAUCUCCAGCCAAGUCUGUCCCUGCUGUGGAUGGUGGGAACGUGGCAGCUCAGCCCAGCAUUGCUGUGUCUGGGGAGCUGCUGACAUCUGAGGCUGCCCCUCAGCAGGACAAGGCUCCUGCAGAAGCAGCAGCAAAGGUGGAGGCGGAAUGCAAAGCCCCAGAAGUUUGUGUGGAUCACUCAGAGGAGAUGAAGGACAGGAAACCUCCCCCGAGCCCCGGGGAGGAGGAAAUUCCCGGCAAAAGCAAGCAGCCCCCGGAGGCAGCAGCUGAAGCAAAAGGAGCACUAGACAAUAAAGACCUUCCAGAAAAAUCUGCUCCUGCUGAGAAUGGUGAGACACAGAAGGAGGAGGCUGAGCACAACCACGUCCAACACGCAGAACCUCAGGAAGGGAAAGCCCUGCAGGAGCCCACAGGUCUUCCCACUGCACAAGUCAGGCAAGCUCCCAAAUCCAGGGACCGUGGGUUUGGCAGAGCAAAACCUGCCCCAGUGCCUCUCACAGAUGUGCCAGAGGAGCAUCCUGUAGGUGUCCCACAGCAGAAGAGUCCUGAGCCCAGAGCAGACCCCUGUUCCACAGUGGAGCUUGGCUGUGGUGCUGGAGCAUCCCCUCGCUCUAGGGCUCCUCACAGAAAGGCCACCAGUGUCCCCACGGAGCCUGUGGAGACCUGCAGAGAUCCCCCCCAGGAAAACUGGGAUUUGGAAGGUGCCAUGGUGAAGAAAAAGAAAAAGAAACCAAAACAAAGGAGGAACCAGCUGCCAAGAGGGACGGAGUUCUGGGAGGAGAAUGGAACCUGCAGAGGUGCCAGGAGUGCUCCCUGUGGGAUGGAGUGGCAGAACCCAGCCAUGUGUCCUGGAACAGCCCCUGGAGGCAGAGCUCUGGAUGUGCCACAGGAUGCUAAAACAACACCUGGGAGUCCUAUCCUGGAGGAGAAAAACAGCUCCCCUGUGCCAGCCCCAGGACAGCAGGGCCCCAAAGCCAGCGAGCUGGACGGCAGCCCCAGGGAGGAGAUGGAGCCACAGGGAGGCAGAGCUGCCAGCUGGGGGCUGGCAUCCAAGGGACAGGGCACAGGGAUGGGUCACACUGAGCUGCAGGAGUCUGCUGCAGCCAAGGGACCCAGCAAGGCCACAGAGAGAGACCUCCCCAGGAAAAAUGAGAGGAGAGAGGACAAGGAGCCAAAGGGUGCCGAGCUGAAGGUCAAUCUGAGCACAGCAGGAGCUCCCUUACUGACCAAGCCUUUGGAACUGUCCCAUAAAAACAAGGAGCCCAAAUCCCCAUCUCCAGGGCAGGAAGCACCCAGUGACUCUGUCCAGCCUUCCCUGGAAACAGCAGCCAAGAAAAAGUGGGAAAAAAGCAAAGGGCUUGAAAGGGAUCCCCUCCAACAGCCUCACCUGGAGGCUGCAGCCCUGGACAAGCUCCCUGCAGAGCCAAAGGCAGCUGCAGAAAGGGGAAGAGGGUCAGAGGGAGCACUGAGGAGCCCCACAGACGCUCCUGGAGCUCCUGUUCCCGUUCCACCAGAACCUGGGGAAGUUCCAGCUGGGCAGGGCAGGGCCCAGGGUGUCCCCAAACCUCCCAGCCCUGGCGAGGCAGGGGGCAGGGGGGUGGCAGCAGAUCCAAAGCAGGGCAAAGGGGUCCCUGGUUGUGAGCAGCAGGCUGGGACAGAGCCCAGCCUGGCACACAGCACAGACAGGCCAAAGAAAAAGCGCAGUGAGGGGAGAGGCAGAAGGAUGAAAAGCUGCUCAGAGCAGGGCAUGCUCUCAGAGGAUGGAGGCAAAUCCACCGAGGGAGCGAGGACAGAUGAGGCUGGGAAGGAAACAGUUUAUCCUGAGAAUGGCCAGGCUGUUCCUGCCAGAGGACACCCCUCAGGCAGCGCUGCACAGGCCUGCCCUGCAGACAAGCCCAAAAAAAGAGGCAGCGACGGAAGGAGCAAAAAGGGGGAAAGGAGCUUUUCCCAGCAGCCUUUCCUUGAGAAUAAGAUGGACUUGGGGGGUUUUCCUGAGGGAGCUGAUAAGGUGAAGGAGGGCAGUGGUAAGGGCAGAGAGCAGGGCUGUGUCCCUGCUGGGGGCUUGCAGGAAAAUGCAGCUAAAAUGCAAAGGCCGAUUGAGCUGGGACCGGAGAAACUGAAAGAAAAUGUUGGGCAAGGUGAAACAGCUGAUUUGGGAGCUUUAGACCAAGCUUUGCUGCUGGAGAAGAGCAGAGAGGGAGCCAAAAACCCUGCUCUGGCUGCCACCACCAGCCCCACAGAGCAGGUGGGCUGGGCUGGGAAAGGCAGAGAGGCCGGAGCUGCCGGGCUCAGCUCGGAUGUGCCAGUGCUGGCAGAGAAGGCCAGGAAGAGGAGCAGUGAUGGGAGAAGGAAACGGGCUGAGAAAAGCCCCUCGGGGCAGGCAGCUGCCCUGGGGGCUGGGGGGGAAGGCAGGCAGGAGCAGGUGGCUGCGGGCAGGAAGGAAAUGAGCCUGGCUGAGGAGAAGGGGGCUGGUCUGCACAGAGGGAGGCUGGAGGAGGAGCUGGGGAAGCCCAGAAUGCAGGGUGGCACUGGGAGCUUCUGUGAGCAGCCAAAUCUUUCAGGCCAUAAAGCAGAGACUUCAGAGCCAGAAAUAGGGAAAGGAAACUUGGAAACUAAGGGAACUUGGCCUGUGAAUAAAGGGAAGGAAGCAGAUAAAUCCCCAGGGCACAGGGCAGGGAUGUACAGUCCCACCAGGGAACUGGGCACGGACGAGCCCAAGGGUAAAAGCAGAGAUGGGAAAGGCAAAAAGGCUGAGCACAGUCCUGAGCUGCAGCCAGGUGUCUUCCCUGCAGUGGGACACGUUCAGCAAACUCAGUCUGAGGAGGCCAAAGAGAAUUCCAGGAGUCCAGAGGUGCUGCUGGGUCACCUGCCUGACCCUGCCAAGGCACAGGCCCCUGCUUUGCCUCUGGAGCCAGGGAAGUCACACACAGGUGGGGAGGAGAAGCACAGAAGGGGGGAGCCUGACCCACAGCAGCCCUUUCUGCUGGAGCAUAAAGCAGGAGCAGGGAUGCUCCCUCCUGCUGGCCUGGAGAUCGGGGACAAACCUGAGGCAGGAGGUGCCAGUCCUCGCAGCAGGAAUAAAAAUCCUAUUCCAGAGCAUCCAGCAGUGUCAGAUCCCAGCCUGGCCCCAGUCCCUGAGAGAUCUAAAAAGAGGGGCUAUGAUGGAAGCAGUAAAAAGGCUAAAAAUGCCUCCAGGCAGCCUGUUCCUCUGGAGGCAGAACCAGACAGGAGUGAGGCACAGCCUGCAGUGGGAGCUGGGCUGGAGUGUGGGGUGGGAGACACAGAUCUUGUAGAUGAAAACAGAAACGUCAAAAACUUUCCCACUGGGCCUCAGAGAGUUGGGAAUAAUAAAGGAAGGGACUUCAAAUCCGUGUCUCAGAGCCCAGCACGUGGCCCUGGGGAUGGGGGUGAUGCUCCCUGUGGCCUCCCAGAGCAGGGAGAGGGGGCUGCAGGGACUGGGGGCCUUCCUCCUCCUCCUCCUCUGGAAGCAGAGAAAAGCAGCAAAGAGCCUGGAGCUGGUGCUAAGAAGGAGAUGCAGAGCCAGAGAUCUAAUGAGCAGCCCAAAGAACCUGGAAAAGAGAUUUCCCAGCAAGGUGGGAAGAGCAGAGAGGCUGGGUCCCAGGGUGGCCAGCCCGAGGGCAAAAGUCACCUUUGUCCCUUGGCAAAGGUGGGUGACAAAGAAAUAAAACCCACUGAUACAAAGGUGGGUGAUAAAGAAAUAAAACCCAUUGACACAAAGGUGGGUGAUAAAGAAAUAAAACCCACUGACAAAAAGGUGGGUGAUAAAGAAAUAAAACCCACUGAUACCAAGGUGGGUGAUAAAGAAAUAAAACCCACUGACAAAAAGGUGGGUGAUAAAGAAAUAAAACCCACUGAUAAAAAGGUGGAUGGUAAAAAUGUAAGCCCCACUGACACAAAGCACAGCACUGCCAAGGCUCCCUCAGAGCUUCCUCGUGGGGCAGCAGAUCCAAAACACAGAGCAGCCUCUGGAGCUGCUGAGGGGACAGGAGGACCAGAGGCUGCCCUGUCCUGUGCAGAGAAGGGAGCAGGGAUGUCCCCAGCCCCUGCAGGGACACCUGGCAGCCCAGGGAUGUCCCCAGCCCCUGCAGGGACACCUGUGGGUGUGCCAGGAGCUGGCAAGGACAGGAAGGCCGGAGGGGCUGAGCAGGGCAGGGACAGGAGGAAUGAGCACAGCUCACCCCAGCACCAGGGCACUGAGCCUGAGGCCGCUGGGCCAGCUGCCCAAACCACCCAAAAACAGCCCAAAGAGAACAAAAAAGGUCCCUGUCAGCCUGCAGAGGAGGGCCCUGCUCUCCUGAAGGAUGCUCCUCAUGCUGGGGAGGUUCUCCUGAAGGACGCUCCCGUGUCAAAGCCUGAGGGGGAUAAACCUCAAGAGAAAACCAAGGAAAAGGAUUCUCCAGCCAAAACCAAAGAAAAGGAGUCUCAGGACACAAGUAAAGAAAGAGAAACUCAAGAUACAACUAAGGAAAAGGAAUCUCAGGACACAGCUAAACAAAAGGAAUCUCAGGACAGAACUAAAGAAAAGGAAUCUCAGGACACAACUGAAGUAAAGGAAUCUCAAGAAGUAACUAAAGAAAAGGAAUCUCAAGAAGUAACUAAACAAAAGGAAUCUCAGGACACAACUAAAGAAAAGGAAUCUCAAGAAGUAACUAAAGAAAAAGAAACUCAAGACACAGCCAAAGAAAAAGAAUCUCAGGACACAACCCAAGAGAAGGAAUCUCAAGAAGUAACUAAAGAGAAGGAAUCUGGAGCCCCAGCUAAAGAGCCAGAAGAAGAAGGAGAGCAGAAAGUGGUGAAAGAGGCAAAGAAGGAGAGAGUGAAGGCAGCAGAGCAGCUCAAGGGCUACAUGAGACCCACCAAGGCGCGGGGGGUGCCAGCCCUGGUGCCAGCCCUGGCGGGCAGAGCCGUGCCCCGGCGCAUGGACAGAGGCAAGGCAGAGGAGCCCAAAGCAGCCGAGGCCGUGAGUGGGAACGACAUCUCAGCUCCUCCCAACAAGGAGCUGCCCCCCAGCCCCGAGAAGAAGACCAAGCCUGCUGCAUCCUCCUCCUCUGCCAAGGCGGCGGCAGCCAAGGCCAAGCCCCCGGGCAGCACCAGCCCCAAGCGGCCCAGCUCGGCCACCCCGGGCACAAACAAAAAGCCCACGAGCCCGAGUGCAGCUCCUGCUCCAGGCAGCACCUCCAAACGCCCCGGCACCAGCAGCACCCGUCCCUCCACCCUCACUCCAAAAGAGACUAAACCAAAGGUCGCGGAUGCGAAGCCCGCGGAGAAGAAAACCUCCCUCUCCAAGCCUCCAUCCUCCACCACCCCCAAAACUCCUUCCAGGAGCUCCUCUGCUGCUCCCCGGACCACGGCGCCGUCCCCGGUGACGGCAGCGGCCGCUGCCAAAACCACGGCGCCCACUCCUCCCAAGAGGCCGACGUCCAUCAAGACGGACGCGAAGCCGGCAGAUGCCAAGAAACCUCCUGCCAAGUCUCCCUCAGGCGAUUCCAGCCGCCCCAAGAGUGCCCCGGGCAGCACCACCAAGAGCAGCGCCACCACUCCUUCCACCGCGGCCUCCAGCGUGGCCGGCACGGCCCCGAGCCGGCCCAAGCCCAAAGCCGCCGCCCCCAAAGCCGCCACGGCCUCCACGGUGUCCGCGGACGCCAAGAGAGCCGCGGGCAAGGCCGCAGCGGGCAGCAAAGGCAGCGCCGGGCCCGCGGCCCGAGCCCUGCGCCCCGCCAGCGCCGCCGGGCCCGACCUGCGCCACGUCCGCUCCAAGGUGGGCUCCACCGACAACAUCAAACACCAGCCCGGCGGGGGAAAGGGGAAGGUAGAGAAAAGGCCAGAGUCAGCCGGCGCCGCGCCCAGCUCUGAGCCCAGCGCGGGCUCUAAGGUGGCUCCUAAAGUGGCAGCAAAAGAGGGGGUCCCCAAACAGCCCAAUGGGAAAGUCCAGAUAGUCUCCAAAAAAGCGAACUACAGCCAUGUUCAGUCCAAGUGUGGUUCCAAGGACAAUAUUAAGCAUGUCCCUGGAGGUGGGAAUGUGCAGAUCCAGAACAAGAAAGUCGACCUCUCCAAAGUGUCCUCCAAGUGUGGAUCUAAAGCAAAUAUCAAGCAUAAGCCAGGCGGAGGAGACGUCAAAAUCGAGAACCAGAAGCUGAACUUCAAGGAGAAGGCCCAGGCCAAGGUGGGAUCUCUGGACAACGUGGGACACUCACCGGCCGGAGGGGCCGUCAAGGAGGGCGGCGCGGAGCCGGCGCAGCUCCCGGCGGCCAACGGAACGGGGCCGGAGCCGGGCGCGCUGCCCGCGGCCCCCGCGCUGCGGGAGAACGGCGUGGGGCCGGCCCUGGCCGCGCUCGGCACCGCCGACCAAAGGGAAAUGCAGAGCCUCGACACUCACAUCCAAGAAACAAGCAUCUAAUGAUGACAUUAUGGUAUCGUCUUCCAUUCCCCUCCUGUCCCUUGUCUCCUCCUCUCCCCGUGUCCCCUUGUCCCCUGCCCUUGUGUCGCUGCAGAUUGAGUCUCACAAGCUGACGUUCCGUGCGAAGGCCAAGGCUAGAACAGACCACGGAGCGGAAAUCGUCGUCUCCAAACCCCCCACCCUUUCCAGCAGCACCUGCCCCCGGCGUAGCACCUCCGCCAGCGACAGCCUGGGCUCCGUCGCCUCCCGUCACCGCCGCCGGCCGCGCCCUCCCAGCAAGGCUUGUGACCCCCGGCCCCGCUCCGCGCCCCGGGGACCCCAGCUUGGCCCUCUUAACCCGGCUCUGCCUUUGGGUGGGAAGGGGCCGAUGCUCCCCGGGCCCGCCCGGGCUGGGGUCCCUCGGCGGCCGGGCAGGGCUCCCCUCCCUCCUUCUCUCCCUGUCCUGCCCUCCCGCUGGCCCGGGACUCCCGGGGGUUGCUGCGCCUCGGGGCGGCCCGAGCGGCCCCGGCCGUGCCAGGGCAGGGCAGAGCAGAGCCCUGGCUGCGGGGCCAGGCCGAGUUAACAGGGAUAAGCUGUGAUCUUUCUUUCUGUCUCUUUUUUUAACCCCUUCCCUCCUCGCCGCUUCAGUUUCUGCCGCCUGUGGGAUGCUGAUAAAUCCCCUCCACACUCGUUAGGCUGUUUUAACUGUUGACUUGAACCUUUUAUUCUUUGUGACGAAGUGUUGAUGAUUUAUCGUGUUCGAACCCCUGCUAAGUUUCCUUUUCUCUUUCCUUCUUUUCCGACCCGUAGGAGAGUAGGGACAUUUAACCGCUGCUGCCGUGCUGGCUUCUUACUGACAUAUCCAGCCGUUGUAACUUCUUUGUUGUUGUUUGGGGUUUUUUCUUUUUAAUAUUUUAAAAUGAUGGAGCGAGUUCAUGGGAUUAAGCCAUGUCCGGAAAGAAAGGCACAGGAAUGUGUAAAGGGCGAACUUGCUGUGAGAGCUCAGGUGGAGCCUGUGUUGACCUCGAGAUGUGUAAUUGAUGCUCGAGAUGUGUUAAUUGAGGCUCGCGAGCCCUCCGCGGGUGCCUUCUGCCGAGGUGGUUCAUGGUUUAUUUAUCAGCGGCACGGCCGAGCCCUGGGAUUUGUCCCGUUGUCCCGGGCCGAGGCCGGAGGGAGCAGGAGGCGGCGGAGGCGGGAGGGCGCGGGCCGGGGGUUGCGAGGCUGCAGCAGGUCAGGUCCGUGGGGGUGUGGGCAGUGCGGGGUGUGCGGGGUGUGCGGUUUUGGGGACCCGAGCGAGCCGGGAUGAGCAGCGCCGUGCGGGCAGCAGGAGCAGGGAGCUCAUCCCGGGGGCAGCAGGGCAGGGUCGGUGCCAGGCAGGUGCAGCUCUGACUAGGAAGGAGAUCUAACCACUCUUGGAGCUCCUCGUUUCAAAUGACACUAAAGAAACGAAAUGUAAAUAAAUUAAAACAAAAGAAAAAAAGUGUUCUUGGGUGGUCGAACUAAUUUAAAGAAACAAAAAAAAAAGGCAAGCAGAAUAACAAAACACUGGGAUCAAAGAGAACUGAACCAGGUGUGUGCUAAGGGGGGCUGCUCCAGGAGGGGACAGAGGGAAGCCUGCAGCUUCUCGUGCUUGUGGGAGUAUUUCUUUGGGAAGCCAACAACGACACGAUAACCCGGAAUCUGUAUUUACACACAAAGAUUCUUAUUGCACUUGUAUUUUUUAUAUUAAAGUUUGCAUGGUUUCUAAUAAAAUGGCAUUAAAAUGUACUAGUUUGCAUCAAAGUCGUCUGGUAGUUUCAUAAGUGCUUUUUCAUCUGAAUACAAAUUUAAACGAUGCAGAUUUGCACCUGAAAGGGGCGGUUAUAUAUACCCAGAGACCUCCCAGUGCUUCCCUUCGUCUUCCUCCUCGUUCUCCUCCUCCUUUUCCUCCUCCUCCUCCUCCCCACCUCCCACUCCCCUCCGCAUCCCCGUGACCCCGGCGGGGCAGGCGGCCGUGCCGUCGCUCCGUGCCCUCCCUGUGUGUCCCUGUGUCCCCGGCGUUCCCGGAGGAGGAGCUGGAGGCGGCCCCGCUCCCCGGAGCCCUGCUCGAUCCCCGUGUGCCGGUAUAUAUCACUGCCCUCCCGUGACGCUUCCUUCUUUCUUUACUGCUAAAUUCUACACACCAGCUUCAGCUUGGCAGCCUUGCCUUUGCUUUGGUCGAUUUUUUUUUUUCCAACACUUGAAUUGAGGGAGAAUUAGGAGAGGAGAGGAGCAGGGUGAGCCCCUCGGCAGGACGGUGAGCCUGGAGGCUCUGUUGCCAGCCUGUGAGCAGCCGGGGCGGCCUCGGCAGGGCCGGAGCCGAGCUACAGGCUCACCGGCCGGGAGGGGCGCUGGGAGCAGCGUUUGUGAGCUGGCGGCAGCCGGAGAUGUGCGGGGGCAACCAAAGAGGAGGUGCAGGCUGAGAUGUCUUGUUCCUCUUGCUGCUCUUCCUGGGGCACCCCAGGGAUGGUGGCCUGGGAUGCCCCGGGAUGAGAUUCCCUGGGAUACCCCAGGAUGACAUUCCCGGGGUCCCUCAGGAUGGUAUUCCCAGGGUGCCCAGGUGAGGCCCCGGGCAAAGGGAAGCAGCCGGUCCCGGUUCAGGGACUGCAGGAGGAAAGCAAAUGGCAACAUUGCACUUUAUCUUCUGAGAUUGCAAAAAGCAAACAGCCCUGCCCCGCUGCAAAGGGACAGUGAGUCACCUCCCUGCACUGCUUUUCUCCGAUUCCCGAUGAUUCCCCGAGCGCCGGGCGGCCCUGGCCGGGCGCGGUGGCUGCGUGCGGUGCCCAGGCUGUCCCUGCCCAAACCCCGGCCCAGCUCACCCCCGGCCCGUGCUUCUGUGCCACUUCUCUAACACUUGUUGUGCCUGUGUUUAGCUGAUGAACUAAAUCCAGAUACACUAGUUUGCCGUGGUGUUUCUAGGACAGCUUCAGUUUUAAUACGGAUUUCUUUUUUAACUUUGAGGAAGCGGCUGUACAUAUUGCUAGGCUGGGAAGGAGCCGUGUGUGGUGGGAAUGACUUUAGUUUCCUGUCUGGAGAGGUGGGAUGAGCUGGGUAGUGCUGAGACCUUAACGCUGCUGGGGAAGGGGCUGCGGGCGCCGGUGGCUCCAUCGAGGGCUGGAGGCAGCGAAUCCGGGGGGACACAGGAGCUGAGCUCUGAAUGAGAUGCAAGUUGAAUGUACACGUUCCUGUCCCGAGCUGGCGCCGGGGUCCUGGCUUUGGCCGCACUGGGGGCAUUGUGGGCUGGGCAGGGGCUGAGCGGGGCCAGGUCGGUGGCUGGCUCCGGGCAGGAUGCUCGGCAAAGGCCUUUGCAGAGCUCAGGGCGAGGAGCGGCGCUCUGGAGGGGCUGAGCUGCCGCAGGGCUGGGGGAAGCGGCGGGGCCGGGUGCGAGCUCCACCCCGGCGGGGCCGCGCUUCCUCCGGGCAGCCGGAGCCUUCCUCGGCCGGCAGCCGCCGGAGCCCGGCGCCUCUCGGCAUAUCAGUGGCAUCCACAGUUCUUUGGGCUUUUCGUACUGUUAAACAGCAACAUUCGAGUAACCGAGUUGGUGGGCUCGAGGCCGCGGCCGCCCUAGCAUGGCUCCCGCUCGGCUCCCGGCCGCAAACUGAAUGUAGUUUUCUACGCUGCCCCUCGCGCUGUCCCCGCGUAGUGUGGUGUGUGAGAGGGGCCCCGGGCCUCACGUGUUCGUGUCUAGGCAGAAUUCCUACUUUUCUUGGAGCUUGGUGUCGGUGGCGUCCUUGGGGUGACGGGGCUCCCCUGAGGGCAGGGCCGAGUCCCCGCGGGGCCGCGGUCUCGCUGAGGCCGAGCGGCCGCGCUGGGGCUCAGCAGCCUCAAGGCUUGGAGAAAUGUCCCCGAGGCCGAGCGGCCUCCAGGCCGAGGGGAAAUGUCCCCCAAGGCCGAGUGACCUCCAGGCUGAGGGGAAAUGUCCCCCAAGGGGCUGAGCGGCCUCCAGGCUGAGGGGAAAUGUCCCCAAGGCCUCGUGGCCCGCGGAGCCGGCGGGUGGGGCAGAGGAGGCUCCGGGCGGCAGCAGCAGCAGCAGCAGCAUGGAAAGGGCUCUGGGGGGCUCCGGCUCUCCCUCCUCCCUCCCCGCCUGAGCCCCAGCCUGGCAGCGCUCACCUUCCGCCCUCCUCGCACGGGUCCCGCCGGCCGAGAUCACACACGAGGCCGCAGCGCCCCUCGCCGUCCCCGCCCGGCCGCCCGCAGCCCCCGCUCUCCCUCACGCAGAGCACCAAGGAGCGAGCGCAGUGACCGCGGGCUGGGGCGUGCGGCCGGGCACGAGGGCUCGGGGCAGCGCCCCGGAGGGCGAUCCCGGCCCUCGGCUCCCUCGGGAAGCCACUCAACCUCUCUGCCUCAGUUUCCCCAUCUGCAAAGGUGGGGGGGAUUCAAUUUUACCUCACCGGGCUGUUGUGAGGCGCGAGCAGCGCGUGACGUGUUCUCUAAAUGUGACGUGUUAUUAUUAUUUUGUGUCAUAGGAUUAUUGGAUUAUUCUGCAGGGCGUGCCCGAGGAGGGGGGACUCCGCGGUCCCUGCACCGUGGUGGGGAGGCGGGGGCUGUGAGGGGAGAUCAGUGCUCGGUGUGAGGCAGCAGCUCAGGGGGGAGCCCAGCGGUUGCUUCUGCCUUUGUGUCUCUCCACCCCGGGGGCUGUACGAGCGUCGUCUCCUUAGCAACAUUUCCUGACUUGAUGUUGUGAUUCUUACUAUUGUAAAGGGUUGAAAUAAAGCUUCUAGAUGUUCCUCCUCA